AUGGUCCACCUCCAGAGUAUUUCCAAAGACCCUCACGGAAGCGCAGAAUUUGACCAUCCAAUCCGUCGUACCUCUAUUGUGCCUGGGCUAGAACACAUCUCAUUGGAGCCCCCUGGAGAGGAUGAAUUCUCCACCUCGGUUUAUGGCUCUCGCUUUGCCGCACAAGAUCUUCCAUCAAAGGAAAUGCCCGAAAGAGAAAUGCCCAAGGAGAUUGCUUACCGCAUGAUCAAAGAUGAGCUCAGUUUAGAUGGAAACCCCAUGCUCAACCUAGCAAGUUUCGUGACAACAUUCAUGGAAGACGAAGCUGAGAAACUCAUGGCCGAUGCCUUCUCGAAGAAUUUCAUCGAUUAUGAAGAGUAUCCUCAAUCUGCCGAAAUCCAGAACCGCUGUGUCAACAUGAUUGCCCGUUUGUUCAAUGCACCAGACGGAAAAGAUGGAGACAACGCUAUGGGCACAUCCACAAUUGGAUCCAGUGAAGCCAUCAUGCUCGCUGUUCUGGCAAUGAAGAAGAGAUGGGCCAACAAGCGUAAGGCUGAAGGCAAAGACUUUUCCAGACCCAACAUUGUCAUGAACAGCGCAGUGCAGGUUUGCUGGGAGAAGGCGGCUCGUUACUUCGACGUUGAGGAGAAGUACGUCUACUGCACACAAGACCGCUAUGUCAUUGAUCCAGAAGAGGCUGUCAACUUGGUCGAUGAGAACACCAUCGGCAUCUGCACCAUUCUGGGUCUGACAUACACGGGCGAAUAUGAAGACACGGCCAUGAUCAACGACCUGUUGAUUGAGAAGAACAUCGAUUGCCCUAUCCACGUCGACGCUGCCUCGGGUGGCUUUGUGGCACCCUUUGUCGAUCCCAGCCUCAAGUGGGAUUUCAGGCUCGAGAAGGUUGUCAGCAUCAACGUUUCAGGCCAUAAAUAUGGCUUGGUAUAUCCCGGCGUUGGUUGGGUGGUAUGGCGAUCUCCAGAAUUCCUCCCCAAAGAACUGGUCUUCAAUAUCAACUACCUGGGUGCUGAUCAGGCCUCUUUUACCCUGAAUUUCAGCAAGGGCGCUAGUCACGUCAUCGGUCAGUAUUAUCAAAUGAUCCGUCUCGGUAAACGGGGUUACCGAAGUAUCAUGCUUAACCUUACCCGGACAUCGGAUUAUCUGGCAGCACAACUGCGCGCCCUGGGCUUCAUCAUCAUGUCUCCAGGUGGUGGUCGCUCCCUACCAGUGGUCGCCUUCCGCCUUGAUCCAGACGAUGAACAUCUCUAUGAUGAAUUUGCUAUUGCCCAUCAACUUCGAGAACGCGGAUGGGUUGUUCCAGCUUACACCAUGGCUCCUCACAGUGAAUCCUUGAAACUAAUGCGUGUCGUCGUUCGUGAGGACUUCAGCAAACAACGUUGCGACAGCCUGGUCACGGAUAUCAAAAUGGCUCUGCAGACUCUGGGUGAAAUGGACCGCAAGACGAUGGAACGCUAUCAAGAGUAA
This is a messenger RNA of Exophiala bonariae, 1464 nucleotides long. RefSeq lists its product as uncharacterized. Gene Ontology annotation, cellular component: cytosol. The transcript has 3 exons. The record is from RefSeq and is a predicted model, not a curated record. Gene Ontology annotation, biological process: L-glutamate catabolic process. Gene Ontology annotation, molecular function: pyridoxal phosphate binding; glutamate decarboxylase activity. Bases 1 to 1464 code for a protein of 487 amino acids. NCBI's taxonomy places the organism in Eukaryota, Fungi, Ascomycota, Eurotiomycetes, Chaetothyriales, Herpotrichiellaceae.